Culicoides brevitarsis is the source of this 2808-nucleotide messenger RNA. RefSeq names its product proline dehydrogenase 1, mitochondrial (gene slgA). NCBI's taxonomy places the organism in Eukaryota, Metazoa, Arthropoda, Insecta, Diptera, Ceratopogonidae. Gene Ontology annotation, cellular component: mitochondrion. Gene Ontology annotation, molecular function: proline dehydrogenase activity; FAD binding. The transcript has 10 exons. The record is from RefSeq and is a predicted model, not a curated record. The coding region runs from base 116 to 1966 and encodes 616 amino acids.
GCAUGUUAAACAGGCUUACAUACAAACGAAAACAGUAGUUGGAUCGUGAAAAAUUCUAAAUUACGAGUUUUAACAUUUUAGGGAAUUUGAGAUCGAGGCAUAUUCUUGACUUGACAUGGCAAUGUUUAAUAAUAUUAGAAGGGGUAUUUACGGUUCCAGAAGCUUAUUUAUUGUCCCAUCUGCAAUUAGAAUUGCCAAAUCUAGCAAUGUACACGUCAGAAAACAAACAUUGCCGGUUUGUUUCGUGCACAGCGCUACGAACCCGGAGAAAACUGGUAGACGAGAUAAAUUAGAUCUUGGAUUCAACGACAAUGUUGCAGCUUUUAAAAGUAAGACAACGAUGGAGCUGAUUCGCGGACUCUUUGUCUACACAGUGUGUUCAUUUGAUUUCAUUGUCGAAAACAAUAUGAAGAUCAUGAAAGUUAUGAAAGCCGUUUUGGGCACUAAAUUAUUUACGAUGUUGAUGAAGUGGACUUUUUAUGGGCAUUUUGUUGCAGGAGAAGACCAAAUAAAGAUAGUUCCAACUUUGGAAAGAUUACGGUCGUUUGGGGUAAAACCUAUCCUCGAUUACUCAGUUGAAGAAGACCUUAGUCAAGAAGAAGCGGAAAAGCGCGAAUUAGAGUCAUCAGUCUCAGCGAUGGAAGUUAAUAAGCCUAAAGACUCUGAAAUCUUGCCACAAUAUCAUGUUGACAAAAGUUUUGCUGAUAGGCGAUUUAAAGUGCAGAGUGCAAGAACUUACUUUUACCUUAAUGAAGCACAGUGCGAACGGAAUAUGGAAACCUUCAUCAAAUGUUUAGAAGCAGUUCAAGGCGCUACUUACGGAACAGGAUUAGCUGCUGUGAAAUUAACGGCAUUAGGACGUCCUCAAUUAUUGUUACAACUUUCGGAAGUUAUUAUGCGCACACGUCAAUACAUGAUUGAUAUAGCCGGUGGAACAGGCAAUGUACUUACUCACCACAAAACAAUUCAAGAUCUCGAAAAAUAUUUUGGAGGAAUGGCAGAUAACAAAGAUGUUAAAGAAUUUUUGCAAAAAGUGAUAUCUGACAAACAGGGAAUUUUACAUCUUUUUCCGUGGUCCGGCAUCAUCAACGAAGAUUCACAAUUGAAUGAAACUUUCAGAGUACCAGAUCCAGUGACUGGACAAAUGCGUAGGUUAAUUUCACAAAUAUCUCCUAAAGAAGAAGAAAUGUUCCGGAAUAUGAUUAGAAGGUUGAAUAACAUUGUCAAGAUUGCACAAGACCUGGAUGUUAGAAUAAUGAUUGAUGCUGAGCAAACUUACUUUCAACCAGCUAUCUCAAGAAUUACUUUGGAAAUGAUGAGAAAGUACAAUACUAACAAGGCAAUUGUAUUUAACACUUAUCAAUGUUAUCUUAAGAAUGCAUUUCAAGAGGUCACAACAGAUUUGGAACAAUCAAAACGACAAAACUUUUAUUUUGGAGCAAAACUUGUUCGUGGGGCGUACAUGGAUCAAGAACGUGCUCGUGCUAUAGCAUUAGGCUAUCCAGAUCCUAUAAAUGAGAAUGUUGAAGCCACAACAAACAUGUAUCACAAAACUUUGUUAGAAUGUUUAAGACGCAUAAAGAUAUUGAAAGAUGAAAAACAAGAUCCAAAAAAAAUUUCAAUAAUGGUUGCAUCUCAUAACGAGGACACUGUGCGUUUUGCUAUUGAAAAAAUGAAGGAAAUUGGAAUACAUCCAGAGGACAAAGUCAUAUGCUUUGGUCAGCUAUUAGGAAUGCAAGAUCCUAUAACUUUCAGUUUGGGCCAAGCUGGUUAUUCUGCGUACAAAUACGUACCCUAUGGACCAGUUGAAGAAGUUUUACCUUACCUUUCCAGAAGGGCUCAAGAGAACAAAGGUAUUCUGAAGAAAAUUCAAAAAGAAAAGCGUUUGAUGAAAAAAGAAUUGAUAAGACGCAUUCUAACUGGAAAAAUCUUUUAUAAGCCAAAGGGAGACUAUUUGCCAAUAUAAAUUGUCUAUUUAAAAAUAUUACAAUGGCUUUUACGUUGUUACCCAGUCAAAUAGAAAAACUAAACUUUCCGUGCAGUUUAUUAUUACGUAAAUGUUUUUAGAAAUAAGAACUACCUAUCUCAUGCUGCUUACCUGUUAAACGCUUAUAAUUUAAUGUUUCAAUAUCUCAACUUCUUAAUUUUUACAACCAACAUCAUUGUGAUAUUAAAAUUAUUGGUACUUAAUGCUUUAUUUUUACGUUGUAAUAAACUUUUUACGCUUGUAAAUUGGUUCUAAUUCUAUGUUUUUAUAUUGUACUUAUUCUAAAAAUAAAUAUUUAUUUUUCUGUUUCAAAUAAAAUUUUUCCUAAUUAAAGUACAAAAGCAAAAAUAUUAAUUUUCGGUUCAUAUUUGAAAUAUGUAGUUUAUUAAAUUUAAUUUAAAUUAUUUAGUUAUAUUUUUUAUCUCAGUAUAAAUGUAUAAAUUUUUUCAUCCCUCUACCUUCUUUUAUCUUGCUUUUGUAACUUUACAGCCUUUUUAAAGCUCAUAAAAAGACAGAAAUAUUUUUCAGUCCUUGUGUCAAGGUGUCAUACUGUUACAAUUAAUAUUUCUAGUGAUGAUAUUAAUCAUUUUAUUUUAUCAUACAUUUAUGCUCUCAGUAAUAGAAUUCAUUUUCUUUUGUUCAAAGUAUUUUACCUAACUUUUAGUAAAAAAAUAAUUUAUUAAAUUCUAAUGUUGUCCGAAAUGUUAGUAAUAUGCAUUAAUGUUUUACAUGAAGACACAGUUCAUAUGGCUAUUGUCAAUUUACGAAGAUGAAUACUAGUUCUUACUGCUAAUCAUGUUGUGUAUAAAACCAUAAGAAAC